AAGUGCAGUGGAAGAAUAAUGAGCCCAUGAUUUGCAACAUGUUAAUAUUAUAUUUAAUUAGUGUUAUAGGCAUAAGUAGUGCACAAAUACUGGGAAAUGGACAAUGUGAUACCAACGUACCAUUGGAACUCAAUUUCGACUUGGAUAAAUUCGCAGGAAGAUGGAACGUAAUCGAAAGAACUGUCAGUCCUUUGCAAACAGGAGAAUGUUCCUAUAUUGAUAUCAACGCUGUAGCCCCCGUAACUGAUGGAACUAAUAACUUCAAUGUUGUUCUCAAGUCAGUUGUCGAUAAUUUCCCUGAAGAUAUCACCGGAGCAGCAACAGCUCAGAAUGGAAAUGCAAUUUACACAAUGAACCUUCCUGGCUAUCAAGCUUUGGAGUUCCGGGUUAUGUUGACAGAUUAUGAGAACUACGCUCUAGCGUACAGUUGCCAAAAUGUUGGGACCACACAAAAAAAUCUAUUCAUCUGGCAGCUGGGAAGAGGAACUUCAUUCCCAAGUGAGAUGAUAUUGAAUCUGAUGAAUCAAACGUUAAUUACGAACUUUGGGUACACAUCAGACAUAUUGACAGGCACUUCGCAUUCAGCUGAUGCGUGCACAGAAUUACCAGAAAUACCGGCAGGAGAAAAUGUAAUUUUAACAGGACAAUGUGACCCUAACUUACCGGUUGUAAAUGGAAUUGACCUAGAAAGGUUCCAAGGAGAGUGGUACCAAGUCGCUGCUUAUCACUCAAACGUCGGUCAAGGAACCUGUCAAAGGGCUCGCUAUACUCUGAAUGGAGCCAUUGUCGAUGUCGUGAACAGUCAGGUCUCUGGGCAGCAACUGGAGACAAUUAGCGGAAACGCCACUUUUUCAGGCUCUGACGGUAGCGCAAGAUUUACAGUGACGUUGGAAGUGAUGCCAAACGUAUACAAUCAAGCAUCACUCUGGAUUCUGGCGACGGACUAUGACAACUACGCCAUAACCUACACAUGCAGGAACCUGAAUAGCAACCAAAAGCAAGUAACUAGUUGGAUCCUCAGCAAGUCACGUGAAAUCUCAACCACUGCACGAAAUGCCGUUAACCAAGUCAUCAGCAACUAUGUUGACUUAAACGAUCGAUACUAUAUAGUUGCAGACCAGUCUGAUGCAGCUUGCUUCUACUACCCUGAACCAACCAGUGGUCCAGUUGUCUUCAGAGGUCAAUGUGAUCAAAAUAUCAAUGUGGUUAACAAUUUCAAUAUUGACUCCUUCGAAGGCCGCUGGUUCGAUAUACAAUCUUAUCCCUCCAACUUCCAAGGUGGUACAUGUAACACUGCAUCCUAUACGAAACAAGAGGGAACUAAUCUGUUAGAUGUUGUGAACAGUCAAGUGAUAAACCAAUCACUUUUACGAGCAACUGGUGUUGCAAGAUUAGCUGGCGCAGCGAAUGUUGGCAAGCUUAUAGUGACAAUCAACAAUGAAGAUUUGGAUUACUGGGUCUUAGCAACAGAUUAUAGCACAUACGCGCUUAUGUAUACCUGUACUAACAUCGACACGGAAACAAUGCAAGUUAACACAUGGAAGCUGAGCAGAACAAGGGCUUUAUCAGCAAACGCCAAUACAGCCAUCAAUAAUGUAAUGAAUACAAUUCCGGUGCUUGAUCAGAGGUAUUUCAUCACGAGAGAUCAUUCAGAUACUGGUUGUUUCUUCUUCCCCGAACCGCAAACUGGUGUACCUGUGGAGUUCCCAGGACAAUGUGACACUAAUAUUGAAGCUAUGGCAAACUUUAACGUGAACCUGUUCGAAGGAACAUGGUAUGAAAUUGAGUCUUAUCCGGAAGGCCGAGAAAGAGGACAAUGUAUCAAUUACGAAUAUGUCGUGGUGAAUGAAAAUAACCUACAGUUGUCUAUAAAUAACGUUCAAGGACAAGCUCUACUCGCAACUCCUGGAACUGCUGUGAGAACGGAUAGUUCUGGACGCUUGACUCUAAACCUCCAAACUGGUGCUGGAGUUAUGCAAGUUCCGUUUUGGAUACUGAGCACGGAUUACAGCAAUUAUGCCUUAGCUUAUGGAUGUGUCAAUUUGGCAGAGACAAGAAGAGUGUUCAGUUUUAAGCUGAGUAGAACUAAAACACUCACUGCCCAAUCCACUACGGCGAUCAACGCCGUUAUCAACACAAUACCAGUAUUAGACAGCAGGUACUAUCAAACCAUUGGCCAGUCUGACGCUGACUGCUUCUACUUGCCACCUUUCGUUCCUGGAGAACCUGUUAUUAUGCCGGGUCAAUGUGACACAAAUAUACCAGUGUUACGUAACUUCAAUGUUGCCAGAUUUACGGGAAGAUGGCGUCUCAUUUCAUCCUAUUUCUCCGAACGGCAAUCUGGGGAAUGUAACGAAGCAGAGUACACUCAACGGGGCAAUGUUAUUGAUUUGGAAAAUCGACAUGUCGUCAAUCAACAGCUUCUUUCCGUAUCUGGUAAUGCAACAAUUGUCUCUACGGAUGAAAGCGCAAAAUUGCAGGUCAACAUUGGUACUAAUCCACCCGUUGACUAUUGGAUCCUCGACAGUGAUUAUGAUACGUAUUUCAUUGCGUAUAGUUGUGUCAAUCAGGGCACUGAUCAACGCCGUGUAUGGAGUUGGAUAAUGAGUCGCACUGAUUCACUACCAGCAGCUGCAACCGCCAGUAUUAAUUCAGUAAUUGAUAGUAUCGAUGUCUUGGACAAUAGAUAUUUUAUAGCUGCAGACCAGUCUGAUGCAGCUUGCUUCUACUACCCUGAACCAACCCCUAGUCCAGUUGUCUUCAGAGGCCAAUGUGAUCAAAAUAUCAAUGUGGUUAACAAUUUCAAUAUUGACUCCUUCGAAGGCCGCUGGUUUGAUAUCCAAUCUUAUCCCUCCAACUUCCAAGGCGGUACAUGUAACACCGCAUCCUAUACGAAACAAGAUGGAACUAAUCUGUUAGAUGUUGUGAACAGUCAAGUGAUAAACCAGUCACUCUUCCGAGCAACUGGUGUUGCAAGAUUAGCUGGCGCGGCGAAUGUUGGCAAACUUAUAGUGACAAUCAACAAUGAAGAUUUGGACUACUGGGUCUUAGCAACAGAUUAUAGCACAUACGCGCUUAUGUAUACCUGUACAAACAUCGACACGGAACGAAUGCAAGUUAACACAUGGAAGCUGAGCAGAACAAGGGCUUUAUCAGCAAACGCCAAUACAGCCAUCAAUAAUGUAAUGAAUACAAUUCCGGUGCUUGAUGAGAGGUAUUUUAUCACGAGAGAUCAUUCAGAUACUGGUUGUUUCUACUUCCCCGAACCGCAACCUGGUGUACCCGUGGAGUUCCCAGGACAAUGUGACACUAAUAUUGAAGCUAUGGCAAACUUUAACGUGACCCUGUUCGAAGGAACAUGGUAUGAAAUUGAGUCUUAUCCGGAAGGCCGAGAAAGAGGACAAUGUAUCAAUUACGAAUAUGUCGUGGUGAAUGAAAAUAACCUACAGUUGUCUAUAAAUAACGUUCAAGGACAAGCUCUACUCGCAACUCCUGGAACUGCUGUGAGAACGGAUAGUUCUGGACGCUUGACUCUAAACCUCCAAACUGGUGCUGGAGUUAUGCAAGUUCCGUUUUGGAUACUGAGCACGGAUUACAGCAAUUAUGCCUUAGCUUAUGGAUGUGUCAAUUUGGCAGAGACAAGAAGAGUGUUCAGUUUUAAGCUGAGUAGAACUAAAACACUCACUGCCCAAUCCACUACGGCGAUCAACGCCGUUAUCAACACAAUACCAGUAUUAGACAGCAGGUACUAUCAAACCAUAGGCCAGUCUGACGCUGACUGCUUCUACUUGCCUCCUUUCGUUCCUGGAGAACCUGUUAUUAUGCCGGGUCAAUGUGAUACAAAUAUACCAGUUUUACGUAACUUCAAUGUUGCUAGAUUUACGGGAAGAUGGCGUCUCAUUUCAUCCUAUUUCUCCGAACGGCAAUCUGGGGAAUGUAACGAAGCAGAGUACACUCAACGGGGCAAUGUUAUUGAUUUGGAAAAUCGACAUGUCGUCAAUCAACAGCUUCUUUCCGUAUCUGGUAAUGCAACAAUUGUCUCUACGGAUGAAAGCGCAAAAUUGCAGGUCAACAUUGGUACUAAUCCACCCGUUGACUAUUGGAUCCUCGACAGUGAUUAUGAUACGUAUUUCAUUGCGUAUAGUUGUGUCAAUCAGGGCACUGAUCAACGCCGUGUAUGGAGUUGGAUAAUGAGUCGCACUGAUUCACUACCAGCAGCUGCAACCGCCAGUAUUAAUUCAGUAAUUGAUAGUAUCGAUGUCUUGGACAAUAGAUAUUUUAUAGCUGCAGACCAGUCUGAUGCAGCUUGCUUCUACUACCCUGAACCAACCCCUAGUCCAGUUGUCUUCAGAGGCCAAUGUGAUCAAAAUAUCAAUGUGGUUAACAAUUUCAAUAUUGACUCCUUCGAAGGCCGCUGGUUUGAUAUCCAAUCUUAUCCCUCCAACUUCCAAGGCGGUACAUGUAACACCGCAUCCUAUACGAAACAAGAUGGAACUAAUCUGUUAGAUGUUGUGAACAGUCAAGUGAUAAACCAGUCACUCUUCCGAGCAACUGGUGUUGCAAGAUUAGCUGGCGCGGCGAAUGUUGGCAAACUUAUAGUGACAAUCAACAAUGAAGAUUUGGACUACUGGGUCUUAGCAACAGAUUAUAGCACAUACGCGCUUAUGUAUACCUGUACAAACAUCGACACGGAACGAAUGCAAGUUAACACAUGGAAGCUGAGCAGAACAAGGGCUUUAUCAGCAAACGCCAAUACAGCCAUCAAUAAUGUAAUGAAUACAAUUCCGGUGCUUGAUGAGAGGUAUUUUAUCACGAGAGAUCAUUCAGAUACUGGUUGUUUCUUCUUCCCCGAACCGCAACCUGGUGUACCCGUGGAGUUCCCAGGACAAUGUGACACUAAUAUUGAAGCUAUGGCAAACUUUAACGUGAACCUGUUCGAAGGAACAUGGUAUGAAAUUGAGUCUUAUCCGGAAGGCCGAGAAAGAGGACAAUGUAUCAAUUACGAAUAUGUCGUGGUGAAUGAAAAUAACCUACAGUUGUCUAUAAAUAACGUUCAAGGACAAGCUCUACUCGCAACUCCCGGAACUGCUGUGAGAACGGAUAGUUCUGGACGCUUGACUCUAAACCUCCAAACUGGUGCUGGAGUUAUGCAAGUUCCGUUUUGGAUACUGAGCACGGAUUACAGCAAUUAUGCCUUAGCUUAUGGAUGUGUCAAUUUGGCAGAGACAAGAAGAGUGUUCAGUUUUAAGCUGAGUAGAACUAAAACACUCACUGCCCAAUCCACUACGGCGAUCAACGCCGUUAUCAACACAAUACCAGUAUUAGACAGCAGGUACUAUCAAACCAUUGGCCAGUCUGACGCUGACUGCUUCUACUUGCCUCCUUUCGUUCCUGGAGAACCUGUUAUUAUGCCGGGUCAAUGUGAUACAAAUAUACCAGUUUUACGUAACUUCAAUGUUGCCAGAUUUACGGGAAGAUGGCGUCUCAUUUCAUCCUAUUUCUCCGAACGGCAAUCUGGGGAAUGUAACGAAGCAGAGUACACUCAACGGGGCAAUGUUAUUGAUUUGGAAAAUCGACAUGUCGUCAAUCAACAGCUUCUUUCCGUAUCUGGUAAUGCAACAAUUGUCUCUACGGAUGAAAGCGCAAAAUUGCAGGUCAACAUUGGUACUAAUCCACCCGUUGACUAUUGGAUCCUCGACAGUGAUUAUGAUACGUAUUUCAUUGCGUAUAGUUGUGUCAAUCAGGGCACUGAUCAACGCCGUGUAUGGAGUUGGAUAAUGAGUCGCACUGAUUCACUACCAGCAGCUGCAACCGCCAGUAUUAAUUCAGUAAUUGAUAGUAUCGAUGUCUUGGACAAUAGAUAUUUUAUAGCUGCAGACCAGUCUGAUGCAGCUUGCUUCUACUACCCUGAACCAACCCCUAGUCCAGUUGUCUUCAGAGGCCAAUGUGAUCAAAAUAUCAAUGUGGUUAACAAUUUCAAUAUUGACUCCUUCGAAGGCCGCUGGUUUGAUAUCCAAUCUUAUCCCUCCAACUUCCAAGGCGGUACAUGUAACACCGCAUCCUAUACGAAACAAGAUGGAACUAAUCUGUUAGAUGUUGUCAACAGUCAAGUGAUAAACCAGUCACUCUUCCGAGCAACUGGUGUUGCAAGAUUAGCUGGCGCGGCGAAUGUUGGCAAACUUAUAGUGACAAUCAACAAUGAAGAUUUGGACUACUGGGUCUUAGCAACAGAUUAUAGCACAUACGCGCUUAUGUAUACCUGUACAAACAUCGACACGGAACGAAUGCAAGUUAACACAUGGAAGCUGAGCAGAACAAGGGCUUUAUCAGCAAACGCCAAUACAGCCAUCAAUAAUGUAAUGAAUACAAUUCCGGUGCUUGAUGAGAGGUAUUUCAUCACGAGAGAUCAUUCAGAUACUGGUUGUUUCUUCUUCCCCGAGCCGCAACCUGGUGUACCCGUGGAGUUCCCGGGGGUGUGUGAUGAAAAUAUUCAGGCAAUGCCAAACUUUAACGUUACUCUGUUCGAGGGAUUAUGGCACGAAAUCGAAUCUUAUCCUGAAGGUCGUCAGAGGGGACAAUGUAUAAAUUUUGAGUACCUCGUUCAAAAUGAAAACAACUUACAAGUGACCGUAAGGAAUGUACAAGGAAACGAUCUAUUUACUAUCCCUGGUACUGCUAUCCGCUUCGAUAAUACUGGAAGAUUAACUCUUAAUUUACAAACUGCUGCUGGAGUGAUGGCGAUUCCAUUUUGGAUUUUAAGCACUGAUUAUAGCAACUAUGCAUUAGCUUAUGGUUGUGUUAAUUUGGAAGAGACAAGAAGAGUAUUCAGUUUCAAACUAAGUAGGACCAAAGCUCUCUCGGCUGCAUCGAAUACUACGAUUAACAACAUUAUUGAUACAAUACCAGUUCUGGACAAUAUGUACUAUGAAUUCAUUGACCAAUCUGAUGACGCUUGCUUCUACCUUCCACCCUUCGUUCCUAUAGAUCCCGUUAUCUUCCCCGGCCAAUGCGAUGAAACUAUUCCUGCACUCAGGAACUUUGAUGUGACCAGGUUCCAAGGAAGAUGGCGUCUCAUUUCAUCCUAUUUCUCUGAACGUCAAUCAGGCGAAUGUAAUGAAGCAAUAUAUACUGAACGAGGCAAUUAUAUUGACUUGGAAAAUCGACACGUUGAGUUCGAACUGUUGCAAUCUGUAGCUGGAACUGCAUCAGUUGUUUCAAAUGAUAACAGUGCUAAGUUGCAAGUCAACAUUUCUACAAAUCCCACAGCAGAUUUUUGGAUACUCGACAGUGAUUACGAUACGUAUUUCAUAGCCUAUAGUUGCAGUAACAUUAAUAAUGAUCAACGUAGAGUUUGGAGUUGGAUUAUGAGUCGCACUGCAUCAUUACCAGCAGCUGCGAUCACUAACAUUGAUAGAGUUAUAAACAGUAUCAAUGUGUUGGACAAUAGAUACUUCAUAGCUGCCGACCAAUCUGAUGCAGCUUGCUUCUAUUAUCCAGUACCGGACGGCAAUCCUGUUGUAUUUAGAGGACAGUGUGAUGAAUCAAUUAGGGUUGUCAGCCCAUUCGAUGCUACAAGAUAUAUGGGAACUUGGUACGAUAUCGAAAGCUUCCCAGCUGCCUUCCAAUUCGGUAGCUGUUCUACAGCUAAUUAUGCUCUUAACGGUAGUGUGGUCGAUGUUGUGAACACAGAAGUAUUGGGGCAACGGUUAAUUACAUUUGAAGGAUAUGCUGUACCUGGAGCUGAUGAAACAGCAAAGCUGACAGUCUACUUCAAUAUUCCUGGACAAGGCAUUACGGCCGGAACACCAUACUGGGUUCUCGCCACAGAUUACAACAACUAUGCCUUGGUCUACACUUGUACGAAUGUUGAUGCAGAAUACAGAUCUGUGCGCGCUUGGAAAUUGAGUAGAACCAAGUCGCUUUCAGCGGAAUCUGCAGCAGCCAUCAACACUGUCACAAAUACAAUAGAUGUGAUACGCAGACAGCAGUACUACAUUCCAAGGGGACAUACAGACGAAGACUGCUACUACUAUCCAGAUAACAAUGGAGGACCAGUCUUCCUUGAAGGAGAAUGUGAUUCUAGUGUAACAGCGGGCGUUGUAACCAACUUUAAUCUGAACUCGUUUGCUGGAUCAUGGUAUGAAGUAUCCCGUUACCCAUCAGAAUUGACAUCUGGCACAUGUGUUAGAAAUGAGUUCGACAUUACCACAGCAAACACAUUCAAUGGAAGUAAGAGUUUUGUGGUUGGAGAAAAGUUAUCUGUAUUCAAUGGCCCUGUUACGGUUGCUGCUGAUGGUAGGGGAGUUUUGACUGCAUCGCUUUCGGAUAAUACUGGUGCUACUUAUGAGACUACAAUGUAUGUGAUGAGCGUCGACUACAACGAUUAUGCUUUGUUGUACAGUUGCAGAAAUGUAGGAAAUAAUACCAGACAGGUGUACAGUUGGAAAUUGAGCAGAAAUCAGGAAGGACUAUCCGCCCAGGCUGUGUCUAACAUUAACACUAUAGUGUCACAAACAGAAGACUUAUUCGAAGGUUACUUUGAAGAUACUAACCAGACAACGGAUGGAUGCUUCUACUAUCCUCAAUAUGAUACUCUACCUGAUCAAAUCGUAUUCUCAACACCCUGUAAUGAAAAUAUCCGCGGCGUUCCUAACUUUUCAGCUGGUGAUUAUCUUGGUAAAUGGUACGAAUUAGCGAGCUACCCUCAAUCGUUCCAAUUUGGUGACUGCGCACGCGCACGCUACGAAACUGAAGAUGGAAUUGUAGUUACUGUAAUAAACACACAAGUAUACAACCAAUCACUUGAUGUGAUGUACGGAACUGCUGUCGUUGCGUCGGAUGAUAACUCAGGAGUUCUCAACGUAACCUUCAAUUUCCCUGGUGGAGUUUCAGCACUUGCUAACUACUAUAUAUUGGCUACGGACUAUUCAAGUUACGCCCUAGUGUACAGUUGUCGAAAUUUGGAAGGCGGAAGAAGUCAAGUUACCAGCUGGAAGCUAAGUAGGACCCGCUCGCUGAGUGCUGAAGCUAAUGCUGUAAUGGCAAACGUCAUCAGUAACACAAGAGGCCUGAGUGAGGACUUCUACGAGCCCACGAGUCAAAGCGAUGAAGCAUGCUUCUAUGUCCCGGAAUUAGACAGAGACCAGGCACCGUUGUUCAGAGGUCAAUGCGAAGAUAUAGAGGUUCAAGGUGUCCAAGGAUUUGAUGCUACAAGGUUUGUUGGCUGGUGGCAUGAGAUUGAACGUUACCCAACGGAUACCAACCCUGGCUCCUGCAUCAGCUUGACCUUCCAACAGGUCGACAACGGCUUCCAGAUUGUUGACACAAAUGUCAUCAACAAUAUCGCUAAUGUAACUACUAGCACAGUGACUGUCUCUAACAAUGGAUUGCUGCGAAAGACGUACAGUAAUGGAAAUGUUGUCGAGUACUGGGUGCUGGCAACGGACUAUGAAUCGUACGCGCUGCUUUACUCUUGUCAAAACGCAAACAGCGACUACAAACGAGUAUGGAGUGCAAAGCUCAGCAAAACUCGCUCGUUGACCACUGCUGCACAGAACGCUAUCAACCAAGUUAUCAAUAACAAGAGAGUUUUGGAUCAAAGCCUCUUCGUGAACGUGGAUCAGAGUGACAGUACUUGCUUCCACUACCCUGAACAACCCGGAGCCUUCAUUGUCAUACCUGGUCAGUGCAGAGAUCUGCCGCUACAACAGCAGUUUAGCGUACCUGAGUAUUCAGGCACGUGGUAUCAAAUUGAGAAGUAUCGCCAACCAUUUGAAAGUGGUAACUGCACUGGUGCAAGAUACACCUUGAUCCCCAACACAGAAGUGGUCUCCGUUCUUAACUGGGAGGUGGUCAACGGCGUCUUAAAUACUAUUGAUGGAACUGCCACCGUGAACUCUACUGACGGCAGCGGUUAUCUGGAAGUGAACUUAAACCGAGUCAAUGACACUGCAACUGCAUUACGAUCAACUAGUCUGUAUAUUCUCACGACUGACUACGUUUCCUACUCUUUGGUAUACAACUGUCGGAACCUUGACAGUUUCCGACGUCAAAUAAGCGUCUGGAAACUGAGUCGUACCCGGUCGCUGCUAGAAGCUGGCCAGACUGCAAUAAACGAGUACAUGUCAGGCAGGGAAGAAUUUAGAGCAGAAUACUUCGAUCAGGUAGACCAAGACGACUCCUGUCCAGAACCAAGCUCUGCUAUGCUCUUCAGAGGCAGCGUUUUGGUGUUACUAAUAAGUGUAGCUCUUCUUUACCUAUCUUAGUUAUUUUUGUUAUUUAUUGUUGAAUGAAUGAAUGCUGAGAUUGUAAUAAAAAGUUAUUUAUUUUGUGAGAAUUAAAAGGAACAUUUAAUAA
This is a messenger RNA of Leptidea sinapis, 10356 nucleotides long. RefSeq lists its product as uncharacterized. Bases 27 to 10265 code for a protein of 3412 amino acids. NCBI's taxonomy places the organism in Eukaryota, Metazoa, Arthropoda, Insecta, Lepidoptera, Pieridae. The transcript has 54 exons. The record is from RefSeq and is a predicted model, not a curated record. Gene Ontology annotation, molecular function: pigment binding.